AUGUCCGCUUCGCCUUCGCCAGCUCGUUCGCCCUCGGGCGAUCGCUCCGCAACCAGGAGCCCUUCUCCUGAUGAGGGUCCGGCUUCGAAGCGCAAGAGGUCACCUUCGCGUUCUCCCCGCGUGGGCUCGCCAUCGCCUCCCGCACAGCGCCGCCGCUCGAGGUCGCCGCCUCUUGCGCGUCCCGAGCCCACCUUUGACAUGCCCCGCGUGAAUGAUGUGGACCCCGUCCGCAAGCGCCAGCGCGAGCAGGCCAUGUUGGCGGCGAAGAUUGAUGCAGAAUUGGACGGUGGCAAGGCCAACGGCUCGUCGACCGCCCUUACAACAACGUCCAAGGGUGAUGAAGUUGCGCGCGCCGAGUUUACCAAGUUGCUUGGCUCGCGUACGGGUGGCGCGUACAUCCCCCCUGCGCGGCUUAGGGCGAUGCAGGCCGAGGCGAGCAAGGACAAGACCAGUGCAGAGUACCAGCGCCUUAGCUGGGAUGCUCUCCGCAAGAGCAUCAACGGUAUGAUCAACAAGGUCAACGUGUCCAACAUCAAGCACGUCGUCCCCGAGCUGUUUGCCGAGAACCUGAUACGUGGAAAGGGCCUGUUUGCGCGCUCCAUCAUGAGGGCUCAGGCGUCUUCCCUCCCCUUCACUCCCAUUUUUGCCGCCCUGGUCGCGAUUGUCAACACCAAGCUCCCCCAGGUCGGCGAGCUUGUCCUUACCCGUCUUAUUGCCCAGUUCCGCCGUGCAUACAAGCGUAACGACAAGACUGUUUGCAACGCCACCUCGACGUUUAUCGCUCACCUGGUCAACCAAUUCGUCGCCCACGAGAUUGUCGCUCUCCAGAUUCUUCUCCUCUGUCUUGAGCGCCCCACCGACGACUCCAUUGAGGUCGCUGUCAGCUUCAUGCGUGAAGUUGGUCUCUUCCUCAACGAGAACAGCCCGCGCGCCAACACCAUGAUCUACGAGCGUUUCCGUGCCGUUCUUCACGAGGGCAGCAUCUCGAAGCGUUGCCAGUACAUGAUCGAGGUCCUGUUCCAGGUCCGCAAGGACAAGUACAAGGACAACCCGAUGAUCCCUGAGGGUCUCGACCUUGUCGAGGAGGAGGAGCAGAUCACCCACCGUAUCAGCCUGGACGACGAGCUCAAGGUGCAGGACGGUCUGAACCUCUUCAAGGUGGACCCCAACUUUUUGGACAAUGAGGAGCGCUACCGCCAGAUCAAGAUUGAAAUUCUUGGCGACUCGGAAGACGAGGACUCUGGCACCGGCAGCGAGUACAGCGACGAGUCUGACGACGAGGACGUGGCGCCUGAGAAGGAGGGUAUUACCGACAUGACGGAGACCAACCUGAUCAACCUGAGAAGGACCAUUUAUCUUACCAUCAUGAACUCGCUCAACUUUGAGGAAGCUGUCCACAAGCUGCUCAAGGUCAACCUCCCCGAAGGCCGCGAGAUGGAGAUGGUCAAGAUGGUCGUCGAGUGUUGUUCACAGGACCGCACGUACUCGAACUUUUACGGCCUCAUCGGAGAGCGUCUCUGCAAGCUGAAUCGCGUGUGGACCGACAACUUCCAGGAGGCCUUCCAGAACUACUACGGUACCAUCCACCGCUACGAGACCAACAAGCUUCGUAACAUUGGUCGCUUCUUCGGCCACCUCCUUGCCUCGGACGCCAUCUCGUGGGCGGUCCUUCACGUUGUUCACAUGAACGAGGAGGAGACCACCUCGUCGUCGCGUAUCUUUGUCAAGAUUGCCAUCAACGAGAUGAAGGAGGAGGUUGGUAUGAAGAAGCUGGUCGAGCGCUUGAGGUUCCCCGACCUCCAACCCGCCCUCGCGGGUAUGUUCCCCACCGACAACCCGCGCAACACCCGUUUCGCCAUCAACUACUUUACCCAAAUUGGUCUUGGUGCCAUCACCGAGGACAUGCGUACUUGGCUGCAGAAUGCGCCCAAGCUCCUUGCCGAGCAGCAUGCCGCCCAGAAGGCCGACGAGAGCUCGGACAGCGACUCGUCUUCGGACCUCUCCAGCUCGAGCUCCGAUUACUCGUCCGACUACUCGUCCGACGACUCGCGUCGUCCUCGUCGCAGGAGGUACUCGUCCGACUCGCGCUCUCCCCCUCCCCGUCGCAGGCGCUACUCGUCGGACGACUCGCGCGAUUCGCGCUCCCCCCCACCUCGCGCAAGGCGGUACUCGGAUGAUUCCGACCGCUCGCCGCCUCGCAGGAGGGACGACUCGGCUCCUCCUAAGCGUGAUGUCUCCCCUCCUGCCCGCAGGCGCGACGACUCACCGCCUGCGCGUCGCGCCGUGUCUCCUCCUGCUCGCCGUCGUGACGACUCUCCUCCCGCUCGCCGCCGUGAUGACUCGCCGCCCGCGCGUCGUGCGGCGUCUCCUCCUGCUCGCCGCCGUGAUGACUCUCCUCCCGCUCGCCGCCGUGAUGACUCGCCGCCCGCUCGUCGUGCGGUGUCUCCUCCUGCUCGCCGCAGGGACGACUCGCCCCCACGCCGUCGCGACGACUCUCCUCCUCGCAAGCGAUACGACUCGCCCCCUCGCCGCAGGUACGACGAUGACCGUUCCCCUCCUCGCCGCCGCUAG
Messenger RNA from Apiotrichum porosum, 2571 nucleotides. RefSeq names its product pre-mRNA-splicing factor cwc22 (gene CWC22). Gene Ontology annotation, cellular component: catalytic step 2 spliceosome. Lineage: Eukaryota; Fungi; Basidiomycota; Tremellomycetes; Trichosporonales; Trichosporonaceae. Bases 1 to 2571 code for a protein of 856 amino acids. Gene Ontology annotation, molecular function: RNA binding; protein binding. Gene Ontology annotation, biological process: mRNA splicing, via spliceosome. The transcript is spliced from 4 exons. The record is from RefSeq and is a predicted model, not a curated record.